CUUCCGCGAGCCGCCACACUUCCUGUCCCCCUUUUCGCCACCCUCCUCCCCAGCCAACUAAGCCGGGGAUGUCCCCUUCACCCCCACCCCAUCCCUUUGGAUCCAAUGCAGCCCUUUUCCUCCGCUCGAUUCAACCAGCAGCGACCAAGGACUCGGGGCGGGGGAAAGCAAUCCCGGCUGUCCCCAGGCAUGGCUCCGGCGUCCACUCCCCUUUAAUUGCCUGCCUCCGUCGCCUCUCCUGGCCCCCCCGGGGUCCUAGUGCACCGCCAAAUGGAACUGCAGAGAAAGGGGAAAGCAAAUAGACAAAGGAGAGAGCAGGCAGCGCCCUCUCCAAAGAUGGCCAAGAAGGAAGAGGGUGGUGUGGAGGUGAAACUGGAGGCGGACGAGGAGGAAGAGGCUGGCUACAUCCAAUCCGGUCGGCGCUACAAGUGCCUGACAUGCGGCAAGACGUUCCCCAGUGUGCCGCGAGUGUUGCGUCACCUGAAGACCCACGUGGCCAGUGCUGACGGUGGCUUGGGUAGCAAACUCGCCUGCCCCAGCUGCCGAAAGGAGUUCCCCGACCGUGGGCAGCUCCGGAAACACCAGCUCAGCCACCAGACGGAGCGCCCGCACCAAUGCCCCCUUUGCGCCAAGGCCUACAAGACGGCACCAGAGCUGCGCAACCAUGGGCGCAGCCACAGCGGCGAGAAACCCUUUGUGUGCCACGAGUGCGGCAAGGCUUUCAUGCAGCCGGUCUGCCUCCGAGUCCACAUGGCCCGGCACACGGGAGACCUGCCCUUCCGCUGCCAGCAGUGCCACAAGGGCUAUGGCACCCUCUCCAAGCUGAGGAUCCACCAGCGCUCCCACACGGGCGAGAAGCCGUAUUCCUGCAGCGAGUGCAGCAAGUGCUUUGCUGACCCCUCAGUGUUCCGGAAGCACCGCCGCACUCACGCCGGCCUACGCCCCUAUCAGUGCGAGGUCUGCAACAAGACGUACGCCGAGUUGAAAGACCUCAAGAACCACGAGCGCUCCCACACUGGGGAACGGCCCUUCUUAUGCCAGGACUGUGGGAAGGCCUUUUCCCGCUCGUCUUCACUGGCCUGCCACCAGCGCAUCCACGCAGCCCACAAGCCAUAUCGCUGCAACCUCUGCGGCAAAGGCUUCACCCAGCUCUCCUCCUUCCAAAGCCAUCAACGCACCCACUCCGGAGAGAAACCUUUCCUCUGCCCACAGUGCGGGCGCAUGUUCAGCGACCCUUCUAGCUUCCGCAGGCACCAGCGAGCCCACCAGGGCCUCAAGCCAUACGCCUGCGACAAAUGCGGGAAGGCGUUCCGCCAGCCGGCCGACCUAGCCAUGCACCAGCGCAUUCACACCGGUGAGAGGCCCCACAAGUGCUCCCAGUGCGAUAAGAGCUUCGUGGCCUCAUGGGACCUCAAGCGCCACCUGCUGGUGCACUCGGGGCAGCGCCCCCAUCAGUGCGGGGAGUGCGGGAAAAGCUUUGCUGAGCGGGCCAGCCUCACGAAGCACUACCGGGUCCACUCCGGAGAGAGGCCCUUCAAGUGCGAGCGCUGCGGCAAGGCCUUUGUGGUGUCCUCCAGCCUCCGGAAGCAUGAGCGCACCCACAGUAAUGAGAACAGUGACAACAGACCCGCACCCCUCAGCAACCAAGAGCCACCCCCUGGCGACCAGUCGGCCAUUGUUGUCGCCACGGUUUUGCCAGCUUGCGGGGAGUGCGGGGAAGCGUUUUCCUCUACCCAAGACCUGCGGCGCCACGAACGGCUAGCCCACCCCGGUCUGAGACCCUUCCCAUGCCCAGAAUGCGGCAAAGGUUUCUCAGACCGAGCCGGGCUGCGUAAGCACGAGCGCAUCCACUCGGGGAUCCGCCCCCACGCCUGCCCCCACUGCUCCAAGGCGUUCCUCGGCGCCUCGGACUUGCGCAAACACCUCAAGACCCACGUGGCUCUAGAGAACAGGGCCCCCGAGGACACCGUGGUGACUGCGACCAUAACGACCUACGAGCCGCUCCUGCCCGCCCACAUCCAUCACCAUGAUGACGGCACAGGAACUGACAAGGAGCCUCCAUCAGACUGUCUGCAGGAAGCUCUGACUGAACCGUCUUGAGGUCUGCCCCUUUCCCCGCCCACUAGAGAUGCGAUUGGGUGGGGUGGCUUGCCCGUUCUAUGACCUCACUGGUAGUGACGCAUCUUUCUCCAAAUAACAUGGUGUGGACAGCACUUUUUCUUCAGUGGCUUCUCUUUGGAAAUGGCUCUUUUCAUUCCCCACCCCCAAGCACUUAUUUUUCCAGAGGUGGGGCAUAGCUACAUGUGCUUUUCAUCGGUGGGUGAGGCUGCCGUCUCCCCGCUCCUCAAACACUUUGCCCAGUUUUGAACACAAAAUGUGUUGCCGUGUAAGGAAAAAAAAAUCAUGCUUUCACAAUAUUGACCGUUGUCUCCUUGAGAAAUGGGGGGGGGAUACAAUAAUGGGGUUAUGUGCUUGCACCUUCUUGCAGUCAGGCGUGCGUGCAUCUGUUGCACUCCCAUUAGUUAAAAUCUUAUGCCAUGUGUGGCUUGGGGGGUGGGAAGGAGGGUUCAAUUGGUAUGGAAGUGGCUUUUCCUUGUGGGGAGAAGAAAGAAGAAAGGAUGCUCCCCCUCUUCCGUUAUCUUCCAGGACAGUUAUCUUCCUGAAUCUGUCUCAUGCCCCCCCUGCUUGUAUGAACAGUUGAAAUAAAAGGCCUUCUUGUUUUAAAGGUGA
This is a messenger RNA of Heteronotia binoei (common prickly gecko), 2730 nucleotides long. RefSeq names its product zinc finger protein 668 (gene ZNF668). The coding region runs from base 271 to 2100 and encodes 609 amino acids. The transcript has 2 exons. NCBI's taxonomy places the organism in Eukaryota, Metazoa, Chordata, Lepidosauria, Squamata, Gekkonidae. The record is from RefSeq and is a predicted model, not a curated record.